UCCAAAUAUCGGACUAGAAAAGGUACCCUUGCUAUGAAUGUAUUAGGAGUAUGUUCACCCGAGAUGGAAUUUAUAUAUGUCUUACCUGGUUGGGAGGGGUCGGCACACGAUGGUCGGAUUCUUCGAGAUGCUAUUUCUAGGCCUAAUGGGUUAAAAGUUCCAAAAGGUUGUUAUUAUCUAUGUGAUGGAGGAUAUACUAAUGGAGAAGGAUUCCUUGCACCCUAUAGAGGGCAUCUUUAUCAUCUUAGAGAAUGGAAUAAUGGCCCCCGACAACCUCAAACCGCCGAAGAAUAUUUCAACUUAAGGCAUGCAAAAGCUAGAAAUGUGAUUGAGAGAUGCUUUGGAUUACUCAAGGGAAGAUGGGGGAUUCUUAGAAGUCCUUCUUGGUUUAGUUUACAAACACAUGGUCGAAUUGUACUUGCUUGUGCUUUAUUACAUAAUUUGGUAAAGAGAUACAUGCUUGCAGAAUUUGAUGAUGAGGACUUGUUUGAGGAAAAUGAUAGUAAUGAUAAUGAUGGUGAUGAUAAUGAGGAAGAUGAUGUGGAGUACAUAACCUCCAUUGCUGUAACCGAUCCAUGGACGAAUUUUCGAAAUACAAUGGCCCAAUAUAUGUUCAAUGAUUGGAGGGCUAGACACCGCAAACUUACUUUGUAAUGUUAUUCCUUUUUAUUUAAAACCUCCAUUUCUUGUAUUUGAACUUCAGACUUGUAUGUUUAUUACAUGCUUGAAUAUUUCUUGUAUUGAAUAUUUCUUUGUUUACUUGUAUUGAAUAUUUCUUGGUUCAUUCCAUUUUUAUAUACAUGAAUGUUGGUGAAGGUAGUUCUAAUGAAUUGGCUAGCUUACAAGCAUUCAUGAAAGACAUGAAUGUCAUCUUUCAACUAUGGCAAAUGUGAUGGCCCGCACUGAUGAUCGUGAGCAAAAAAUAGUUGAACAGACUGAGAAAGUGUUAGAGGAACUACUCUCUUUUAAUUUAGAAGGUGUAACUCCUAACCAAGUUUUAAAGUGGCUAACAUUCUAACCUCACAACCAAACAAGCUCCUGAUAUUUUCAAAGUGUCCCGACGCUUUGAAAAGUGCUUAUGUUAAGAGUCUUCUUGGAGGAAAUAGUAAUGCUUAGAUCUAAUGUUGUGGUUCCAUGAAUGAUUUUGAAAGGACUAGAACACUUUUCGUAUGUAUUUUGAUCUACAAACAAGUGAUUAUAUGUAAU
Amaranthus tricolor (Joseph's coat) is the source of this 1206-nucleotide messenger RNA. Its product is annotated as protein ALP1-like. Bases 34 to 654 code for a protein of 206 amino acids. The transcript is spliced from 2 exons. Lineage: Eukaryota; Viridiplantae; Streptophyta; Magnoliopsida; Caryophyllales; Amaranthaceae. The record is from RefSeq and is a predicted model, not a curated record.